This is a messenger RNA of Effrenium voratum, 2376 nucleotides long. The record is from the annotation of a GenBank genome assembly. Lineage: Eukaryota; Dinophyceae; Suessiales; Symbiodiniaceae.
AGCGUUUUGGGUGCAGGGCGAGCGGGCCCCGUCAUGUGCCGGUCAUGAAAAUUGGGCACGAUGGCUAUCAGAAGGUGCCACUGCACGACGUCCAAAGUGACGAAGAGACAGAUUGCCGCAGUUGGCCCAGCGACAGACUUUAUUUGAGCCCAGAGAACAACAUCAGCGAUGACCUCAUCAGGGUUGAAGAAGAGCCUGAAGAGGAGGACAUCAUCUCCCCCGCGGACAAGAAGUCUUGCUUCUACUUCGUAGAGUCUGGGUGGUUCCACUUCCUGGGUGCGCUGGUGAUUUGUGCCAACACGGUGAGUAUCGUGAUGGAGGCCGACUCCGAGGAGCUGGUGAAGAAACUGGAACAAGGGUUGUACUGGCUGGACCAAGGUGCCCUGAUCUUCUACUGCCUGGAGCUCUUUUGCCGCGCUUGCUUCUGGAAGAACCGCCUGUUUUGCGGCACACGGUCCCUGGCGAUGUGGAGCAUGCUGGACUUUCUGGUGGUGGGCGCUGGGGUGUUGGACGCGUGGCUCUACCAGUACGUGGCCCCAUAUUUGCCUGUCAGCAGCGACAGCCUCUCCAACGUCCUGGGGGUGGUCCGACUUCUUCGACUCACGCGCGUGUUCAAAGUCAUCGCCUUCAUGCUGGAGAACGAUCUGUCUUGGACGGAGGGCGCCGGCUUUCAAUCAUUCAUCGGCGGAGUCAUCGCGGUGAAUGCGCUGCUUAUGGGCUGCGAGACGGAUUACAAGUGGGGCGGUUGGCUGGUGAUUGAGAACUUCCUUCUUUGUAUCUACGUCUUCGAGCUGGUGGUCCGCCUGAAACGCCUGGGCCGGGAGUUCUUCUCCUGCGAGAGCCCGGACAUCGUAUGGAAUCUGCUGGAUAUGGCCAUCGUGCUCUCCUCCGCCGGAGAUUCCUGGCUGGUUCCGAUCAUCAACGUCGCAAGGAAGUCCUUUACCAGCCCGGAACAAAUUUCGGAGAAGCACCAUGCGGCCCACGGGGUGAACGUGGGGCAACUGAUGAUGCUGAUGCGCUUGCUGCGGCUGCUUCGAAUUCUUCGCCUCGCAAAGCUUGUGAAGUCAGUGAGGCCUCUAUACAUCCUAGUGGUCAGCGUCACUGCUGCGGUGCAGGGCGUGGUUUGGGUGCUGGUGCUCACCGUCGUGACCUUGUACGCCAUGGGCAUUCUGACGACUCGGCUCAUCGGCCACAAGAUGAUCUUCGAGAUGGGCCAGGAUGUCGAUGAAUCCUUGAUACUGCCGUUCAAGACAGUGCCAGACAGCAUGUUCACCCUCUUCCGCGUGAUGAGCGGUGCCCAGUCCGACUCCGAGUCUGCGGCCUUGGAUAGCAUCAUGGACAACAUCCCGACCUUCAAGUUCGCCUUCGUCUUCUUUAUGGUCACCAGCAGUUGGACUCUUCUCUCCAUCCUGACCGCAGUGGUGAGCGAGAACAUGAUCUCCACCACAGCAGUCCAAGAGAAGGAGAUCCAGCUCAUGUCCGAAGAAGAAGACAGGAGAAAACACAUCGCGGACCUCAAGGAGCUGUUUCAAGAGAUCAACAUCACCGGCGAUGGCAUUGUGCGAGAGAGAGACCUCACCCGAUUUCUCCGGGACACCUCGAACGCCCAGCAGACUGCCAAGAUGUGCAGAGUCCCUGUACGUCACGUGCAGGAGGUGAUGAAGACCUUGGCCAUCAAUUCGGACAUGAUCCGCAUGGAAGAGUUCGUGGAGUGUUUGCUGGACGUCGGCAACCCGGUCACGGAGAAAUCAACGAUGAGGUUGGAGGCACUUCAUUUGGAGACCAGGACGCAGAAUUGCAGGCAUUUGCAGGUCCUGGAAGAGAACAUGCAGCUGACGAAGCAAACCGUGGAGGAGUGUCACCUGGAAGGCUUCGACCAAGUCCAUCAGCUCGCGGAGACCAGCGCUGUACACGGCGAGGCCAUUGCGCGGCUCCAAACUUCCGUCGAGGCGCUGCAUACCAAGAUGGACUACCUCUGCGAGAUACUUGCCGCGAAGGCGGCGCCAGUUUCUCCAGUGCACGUGGGGGCACAUGUUGCUUUCUAGACCGCUCUUGACCAAUACGGCAGGAGAUGUACGAAUGAUGAAGUCAUUCUGGAAUCUAUUUUUCGGUGCCGGCUUGUGAAACAAGCUGGCAGCGUACUAUGAGCCAGGUGAUUUGACCCCUGGAUGUUGGAUGGGAAAAGAGGGCCGGAGAUGUCACCUCAGAUGUACAGGAUGAGAAAGGAGCAAAUGUACUUUGCUUGCCAAAGUACAUCCGGAAGUGAGUCAGAGUGCAUCGCAAGGUAUCACGGCACCAGCUAUUCCUGGGACUCGCAACCAGUUUCCCGGACUGCAACAUCUUGGCCUCUCCUGGACCGAUGAUUUCGGCGAGUCG